AUGGAUCAUCUAAAUUGUUACAACGCUGGAUUGUGCGACAGGAAAGGCAUUGCCUUGAAAGAUGUCCCUCUAAAAGAGAUAUCCGUUCACGCCGAGGUGCGUAACCUGGUUGCUAAUGUUACCUGCAAUCUCAUCUACAAAAAUGAAUCCAAAGAUUUGGUUGAGACACUGUUCGUCUUCCCGAUGGACGCGGACUCCGCUAUUUACCAUUUUGAAGCAGAGAUCGGUAAAAAGCUUCUUGUGGCAACGUGUCGAGAACGGGGUGAGGCUAUGAACACGUACCAGGAAGCUGUGGAUGCCGGUCAUAGUGCUUUCUACAUGGAAGAAGACGAACUCAUGGGUGACACCUUUGCGAUUAAAGUCGGAAAUAUUCCUCCGACGGAGACGGCAGUUAUAAAAAUGUGCUACUUCUGCCGACUUCGAGCGCAUAACGUUACAGACGACUCUGGUGACCGCGCCAUGGCCAUUUUCACGUUACCUUCUGUCCUCAAUCCACGCUAUAUGCCACCAUCUUCUAAAUCCGAACGGCAGUUUGGCCCUUCAAAUGCAGAUCAAGUGUGCAAAGUAAAGGUACCCUACAAAUUUUCUUUCUCAGCAAGUCUGAGUUCUCAAUGUGCAAUAAGUGCGGUGACUUCUGUGAAAGACGUCUUUGGAUUGAAGUACCAGAGAAAAGACAAAAAGGCGGCAAUGGUGACAUUACAAAGUGACUUCAAGUUUGACCACGAUCUUGAAAUGGAGAUUGUGUUUGGCGAUCCGACCAAAUUAAUGGUUAUAUACGAGGAAGGUGAUUCUAGGGUUAACAGCGGAAUUCUCGCCCUCGACUGUCUGACUGUGAACUUCUUGCCAAUGUUUAAGGAGGGCACUGACACACGCAAUGAGGUCAUUUUUCUCAUUGACCGCUCCGGUAAGCAAACUAUUUUUUCGUCAGUGCAGAAGUAA
Molecule: messenger RNA, 939 nt
Organism: Dibothriocephalus latus
Lineage: Eukaryota; Metazoa; Platyhelminthes; Cestoda; Diphyllobothriidea; Diphyllobothriidae
Source: the annotation of a GenBank genome assembly